Topomyia yanbarensis is the source of this 1657-nucleotide messenger RNA. Its product is annotated as zinc finger protein 124-like. Gene Ontology annotation, biological process: regulation of transcription by RNA polymerase II. Lineage: Eukaryota; Metazoa; Arthropoda; Insecta; Diptera; Culicidae. Gene Ontology annotation, molecular function: zinc ion binding; chromatin insulator sequence binding. The transcript is spliced from 4 exons. The record is from RefSeq and is a predicted model, not a curated record. Gene Ontology annotation, cellular component: nucleus; chromosome. Bases 70 to 1560 code for a protein of 496 amino acids.
GAAACAGUUUAAUGUCUGGCUGAAAUAAAAACAAGUUACGAUUUGAAAUCGCAUGAAGAUUUUAUUUUAAUGGCAUCCUGGGCUUCGAUACAAAUAUGCCGCUUUUGUGGUAGUAACAAUGAUGUUAUUGUUGAUCUAAUUGAAACAUUGUUAAGUGAAAAACUGAUCAGCUAUUUCCCGCUUAAGUUUGAACCAAGCGAUCCUCUUCCAAAGAUGUCUUGUACCGAAUGCGCCAGUACCAUUCAACAAAUGGAAGCUUUUGUCCUGAAGGCACGUGAAGUCGAGAAAGACCUACUAAAGCGUGCGGCACGUCCCAAAGGAAGCGUUAUAUCAGCAGCGCAGAUUCGUUCAUUAGCUAGUUCCGUGGUAGCUCAAAACGUCAAACCGCCGACGCAAAGUGUUAAGGAAGUACUUCAAAAACUUAACACUACGUCAGUUGUUGUGAAAAAAAUACACAAAGUCCCAUCCCUAAUAGAUCCUUUGGGUGGAAUCGGAGAGCUAGAAGAUGAGGAACCUUUCCUCAAAAUGAAAAUGGAAGUUCUGGAUGAAGAGAUAGAAAAUUUGCCUGCAGAAGAUUUUGUUCAAUAUAAUGAUACGGAUGAUGAUGAUGAUGAACAUUUUAGUUCCAGUUUCCAUAAGAUUUUAUCGGUUGAUAUGAAAAAUGUUGGUUCAACUGAUGACUCGGAUUCAGCUCAAGACAAUGCCGACGAAGAUUAUAUUCCCAAUAAACCUAGCCCAAGGAGAAAGCAGAUUUCAGAAAAACGCCUUUCAGCAUCCAAACCAUGUUUACCGCAGAAAAAAGUAUCAUCCAAAGUUCGCCAAUCAAAUCCCAAAGGAAUUGUCAUCAAUCUCACCGAUCCAUGUCAUUACGUGUGCGUUACUUGUAAAUCGAAAUUCAGUAGCUUUGAAGAGCUGCAAUCCCAUAUUAAUCAGAACAUAGCCUGCAAAAAAGUUAGCUGUACAUGCGAACAUUGCGGAAAAUUUUGCGAAAGUCGCCGAGCGCUCUAUCAGCACAGACUUUCGCACAAUCCAAAGCCACAACUAAUAUGUGAUCAGUGUGGUAAAGUUUACACUAACUCAUUUAACCUGGAGAACCAUAAAAGUCAAGUACAUGGGGAAGAAGUUGAAGAACUAGGCUAUGUAUAUAAAUGCUGCGAACAAACGUUCGCAACACGACGUGAACUGAAUGAUCAUAUUGCUACGCAUAGCAAAAUUCUGAAUCUUCUUUGUGACACGUGUGGAAAAUCUUUCACUUCCCAUAAGGCGCUUCGAUCACAUAAUAUGAGUCACCUUAACAUUCGGCCAUUCUCGUGCGAUUUAUGUGACAAAUCUUUCAGAACCAAGCUUCUUUUGGUUCAGCACUCGCAUGUUCAUACGGGCGUUAAGGUUUUCAAUUGCGAUAUAUGCGAGAAAUCUUUUGCCAAGAAGGAAUCGCUUAAGAAACAUUAUAAACUUCACUCCAGUGAUCCGGUAACUUGGUCCUCAACUGGCGAAAAGAUAACUGUCAAACCAAUCGAGCAAUUGCAACAGCAGCAGUUUGUCGAUUACGCCGUAGUGUAAGAAAUUGUCUUGGUGGAAUUACUGCACGGGUAAGUUAAAACUGGACUUUACCUCGAUCCGAUUGUAAUUCGUCGGCACAAUAAACAAAUUUCAAAGA